This is a messenger RNA of Alosa sapidissima (American shad), 3668 nucleotides long. RefSeq names its product cyclin-dependent kinase-like 5. Gene Ontology annotation, cellular component: nucleus; dendrite cytoplasm. The transcript has 19 exons. Gene Ontology annotation, molecular function: ATP binding; protein kinase activity. Gene Ontology annotation, biological process: protein phosphorylation; positive regulation of axon extension; regulation of dendrite development. NCBI's taxonomy places the organism in Eukaryota, Metazoa, Chordata, Actinopteri, Clupeiformes, Clupeidae. The record is from RefSeq and is a predicted model, not a curated record. The coding region runs from base 276 to 3518 and encodes 1080 amino acids.
GUUUGGUUACUAUUGCCGCUGCAAUGAAAAUAUCAGCAGAGGAGGAUGCGAGUGGGUGCAGUUUAUUAAUUAGCAACAUUUGACCGAUGGUGGGUGCCUGUGGGGAAAAUGUGGCGUGUGUCAAGUCCUACACCCUCUGGAUCACUCCCAGGACCAUGCGCUGGGCCGCCCCAUGACCUGCUGUAACCAGGCUCCGUCUCCACUAUCUCCCCACUAACAAGCUUGCACCCCUGUGGCCUUUCAACUCCAGGAAGUCUCCUGCCAUCGGUGAUGUGAUGAAUAAAUUUGAAGUCCUUGGAAUCGUGGGUGAAGGAGCCUAUGGUGUAGUCCUGAAGUGUCGACACAAGGACACAAAUGAAAUUGUGGCCAUUAAGAAGUUCAAGGACAGCGAGGAGAAUGAAGAGGUCAAGGAGACGACCCUUCGGGAGCUGAAGAUGCUCCGCACACUGAAGCAGGAGAACAUUGUGGAGCUGAAGGAGGCCUUCCGCCGACGAGGAAAACUCUAUCUGGUCUUUGAGUACGUGGAGAAGAACAUGCUGGAAUUGCUGGAGGAGUUCCCGAAUGGCGCUCCACCGGAGAAAGUGCGGAACUACAUCUACCAGUUAAUCAAAGCAAUCCACUGGUGUCAUAAGAAUGACAUUGUGCACAGAGAUAUCAAGCCAGAGAACCUCCUCAUCAGCUCGGACGACGUGCUCAAGCUGUGUGACUUUGGCUUUGCCCGUAACCUGUCAGAGGGGAAUGAUGCCAACUACACCGAGUAUGUGGCCACCAGAUGGUACCGCUCACCGGAGCUGCUUCUGGGCGCCCCUUAUGGGAAGGCGGUGGACAUGUGGUCGGUAGGCUGCAUCCUGGGCGAGCUGAGUGACGGUCAGCCUCUGUUCCCGGGCGAGAGCGAGAUCGACCAGCUCUACACCAUCCAGAAGGUGCUGGGCCCGCUGCCCCCCGAGCAGAUGAAGCUCUUCUACAAUAACCCUCGCUUCCAUGGCCUGAGGUUCCCCACAGUAAACCAUCCCCAGACUCUGGAAAGAAGAUAUCUGGGCAUACUCAAUAGCGUCUUGCUGGACCUGAUGAAGAACCUACUGCUGCUGAACCCCAACGAGCGCUUUCUCACGGAGCAGAGCCUCAACCACCAAGCCUUCCAGAACCAGCGCAUUGGCGAGCGGCCCGGUCCCCUCACGCCCACCCCUGUUCGCUCCUCAAAGAGGAAGCCACACCAUGACAACACUGCCUCCAGCAGAAGUCAUGGAUCGAAGAGUUCUGGUCACCACCGCUCCAACAGCCGGGACUGCUCCAGCCUGCCACGUCACGAGGACUUGCACCCGCCGGGCAGCUCGGAGGCAUUCCUGAACGGCAACGUGCCCUCGGCCGCAGCCUCCAGCCUCAGCCCCACGCUGCACCCCAAGAGCUACCAGCCGCAGAGCCUCAACCGCUCGGCCUCCUGCGGCAAAGACCUGGCCAUGUCUAACCACAGCAACCUGCCUCACAUGCUCCAAGGCUCCAAGGACCCCGACUUUGACAUUGGACCGGGCCCCGGCAAGCCUGCUGAUGGACCGGGAGCCAAGUACCUCAAGUCCAUGGGCUCCCGCUCGCAGAAUCGCCACUCCUUUGUGGAGGGCAAGACCGGCACGUUGCAGGGGGACCGUGAAAAGCAUGGUCGACACGGCUACGGGGAAGCGCUGUCCUCUUCAGGCGACAGGAAAGCCUCAUCGUUCCUGAGUUUCUCCAAGAGCCAUGGCAUGCUUAGUGACGCCAAGUCAGUUGGCAACCUGAGUGACCCGCGUCUGAUCCCGGACGAGCCCCCACCUAGCCGCUACUUCCCCGCUAGCUGCUUAGACCUGCACCAGGGCCUGACCGCGCCUGGUAGCCCUUCCCUGCGCCAUAACGACCGCAGUGGACACAGCCCGGCAGCCGCCUCCACCUCUUCGUCCUCCCGCGGCAACAAGGGAGAGCGAGAGGGCGGAACGUUAGACUCGUCCUUCCGCCGCUCGUCGUCGCGCCACAAGAGCCAGCAGCAGGACGACUCCAAAUCCCCCGACGCCCUGGACCCCGGAGGAGGUGGCAGGAGCCACGGUCACUCCCUCUCAGCGCCCCACGAGGCGGCGCUCCCCUACGGCCUGGGCUACACCAGCCCUUUCUCCUCCCAGCAGCGGCCCCAUCGCCACUCCAUGUACGUGCGGCGCGAGCGAGGGCGUCCCCAUGGCACGGACAACGGCGGCGGAGGAGGAGGUGGUGGUGGUGGUGGUGGUGGUGGUGGCGGCGGCGGAGGCCUGGCAGUUGGGCAGGGCAUGCCAGUCCGAGCCAGCAGCCUGCAGCUGCUCUCGCCUCAGCUGCAACACCGCACACUGCCCCGCCAUAUGGGCAGCUCUGUCUCCAGAGAGGACCUGGGAGAAGACAUGGGCAGGAGCGAGCCACCACUCGCCUCCGACGCGCCCCACUCCCGGCCCCUAAUCAGGGACUCCACGCGGGACAACACCACAUCCUCCUUUCACGCCCCGCGCCAGAAGAGCGAGGUGGGCAUGUACCACGAGCAGCACCCCGAGGACACCGGCUCCUCGAAGGAGAACCGCAUGAUCUACAGCGAGUCCAUGCCCCGCAGGGUGGGAAGCUUCUACAGGGUGCCCUCUCCUCGACCGGACAACUCCUUUCAUGACAGUGGGAACCAGAACCGUGGCUCGGGGUUGACCGGAGGGGACAGCAGCUCCAUGAGCAACCACGCCAAACGCCAGCCUGCCUUUGACCCCUGGACGGGACCGGAGGCUGUCAGCAUGAACGCCCCUGAGCCACCCAAAGAGAAAGAGAAGCAGGGCUUCUUCAGAGCAAUAAAGAAGAAGAAGAAGAAGUCCCAGACGGCUGACGUCGUAGAUGGACGGAGUCCCAUCAUCAAGAAAUGUCUUUUCCCCCUGUUUAACUCAAAGAGUCACUUAAAGCAUAACUCCUCUAUGAAAGUGCUCCCUGUAGUGUCUUCACCGAUGGUCCCGACCGAUGGACCGGAUCCUGUGGUCAUGCAGAAGUCAGUCAGGUCAUCCUCGCACCAAAGCAGCCGUCAUCGGAACCGGACGCGAGACCGCGAUCGCGACCUGGAGCAAGAUCGAGAUGAGUGGAACAUUGAGAAGAUUACAGAACCUCCUCCUCAGAAUCAGCCUCUCAGGUCCCUGAGGAAGCUCCUGCAUCUGUCCAGCUCCUCGUCCAACCAGAAUGUGCCCUCCGAACUGCGCUUCCAGGCACUGCCCAACCCGCCCUCCUCCAAGAGCGGGGGCUUCGCCGAGGCCCGCAGUGGCCACCAGGGGGGAGGCGGAGGAGGGGUGGGGGUCUCAUCGCAGUCCAAGAGCCGGCAGGCCGUGUACCCACUCCCGGGGCAGCUGGAGUCCAGCUGGCACGCUUCGGCCCUGGGCCGCGCCGACGGGAACCCCUACCCCGACCAACUGGCCGCCCAGGGAGGCCAGAACGGCCACGGCUUCGGCCGGCCCCCUCGCUCGCGGAUGCCAAACCUCAACGACCUGAAAGAAACAGCUCUUUAAGGGACAGAGCCAUUAUCUUACUCUCCCCACAGUGACCCCUGCUGUCCUGGAUGACAAUGACAGUAUCCUAUAGAUUGCCUCUGAGCCACUGAUGGUAUUGGGAAGCACUCAUGCAGGGAAAUGGUGGGUCUAAUAAAUGUCUUAAUUUUU